AGAGCUCGGUGGUUUAAAGAUGGCGGCGGCGGCGGCGGCGCUGGGGACGCGGAGCCGCGGGAGGAGGAGGGGGAAGGAGGGUCUGUGAGUUGCCGAGAGGCAGCGUGAGGAGUGCGGGUGAGGAGCCGCCGGCCACCCGGCUCCCCAGGGCCGGGGCCAGGACUGGCACGGAGGCCGAAGCAACCCCAGGAGCCCGAGGCCGGAGCCGAGGAGGAAUGUGACCGGGGGUCGGCGGGGGCGCGGGAGUUGGCGAGCGCCGGGAUGGGGCAGCAGGUGGGCCGCGUCGGGGAGGCUCCCGGGCUUCAGCAGACGCAGCCCCGCGGGAGCCGGGGCAGCAGUGCGGCCAGGCCCUCCGGCCGCCGGCGGGACCUGGCGGGGCGCACCACGGAGGCCGGCUUCAAUAUCUUCACCCAGCACGAUCACUUUGCCAGCUGUGUGGAGGAUGGAUUUGAGGGAGACAAGACUGGAGGCAGUAGUCCAGAAGCCUUGCACCGCCCCUAUGGUUGUGAUGUUGAACCCCAAGCACUGAACGAGGCCAUCAGGUGGAGCUCCAAGGAAAACUUGCUGGGAGCCACUGAGAGUGAUCCUAAUCUCUUUGUUGCACUUUAUGAUUUUGUAGCAAGUGGUGAUAACACACUCAGCAUCACUAAAGGUGAAAAGCUACGAGUCCUUGGUUACAAUCAGAAUGGUGAGUGGAGUGAAGUUCGCUCUAAGAAUGGCCAAGGUUGGGUGCCAAGCAACUACAUCACCCCAGUAAACAGUCUGGAAAAACAUUCCUGGUACCACGGACCUGUAUCACGCAGUGCAGCUGAGUAUCUACUCAGCAGUUUAAUCAAUGGCAGUUUCCUGGUGCGAGAAAGUGAGAGCAGCCCCGGGCAGCUGUCCAUUUCGCUCAGGUACGAGGGGCGCGUGUAUCACUACAGGAUCAAUACCACCACAGAUGGCAAGGUAUAUGUGACCGCUGAGAGCCGCUUCAGCACCUUAGCAGAGCUUGUCCACCAUCACUCCACAGUGGCUGAUGGGCUGGUGACAACAUUGCACUACCCCGCACCCAAGUGUAACAAGCCUACAGUUUACGGUGUGUCCCCCAUCCAUGACAAAUGGGAAAUGGAACGAACAGAUAUUACCAUGAAGCACAAGCUUGGGGGUGGUCAGUAUGGAGAGGUUUACGUUGGCGUCUGGAAGAAAUACAGCCUGACGGUUGCUGUGAAAACAUUGAAGGAAGAUACCAUGGAGGUGGAGGAGUUCCUGAAAGAAGCUGCAGUGAUGAAGGAAAUCAAACACCCUAAUCUGGUACAGUUGUUAGGUGUGUGUACUUUGGAGCCACCAUUUUACAUUGUGACUGAAUACAUGCCAUAUGGGAAUCUCCUUGAUUAUCUCCGAGAAUGCAACCGAGAAGAGGUGACUGCAGUUGUACUGCUUUACAUGGCCACUCAGAUCUCUUCGGCAAUGGAAUAUUUAGAGAAGAAGAAUUUCAUCCAUAGAGAUCUUGCAGCUCGGAACUGCCUAGUGGGAGAAAACCAUGUGGUAAAAGUGGCUGACUUCGGCUUAAGUAGAUUGAUGACUGGAGACACCUACACUGCUCAUGCUGGAGCCAAGUUUCCUAUUAAAUGGACAGCACCAGAGAGUCUUGCCUACAAUACCUUCUCAAUUAAAUCUGAUGUCUGGGCUUUUGGGGUACUGUUGUGGGAAAUUGCUACCUAUGGAAUGUCACCAUAUCCAGGUAUUGACCUGUCUCAGGUCUAUGAUCUACUGGAAAAGGGAUAUCGAAUGGAACAGCCUGAAGGAUGCCCCCCUAAGGUUUAUGAACUUAUGAGAGCAUGCUGGAAGUGGAGCCCUGCUGACAGGCCCUCUUUUGCUGAAACACAUCAAGCUUUUGAAACCAUGUUCCAUGACUCCAGCAUUUCCGAAGAGGUAGCUGAGGAGCUUGGGAGGGCCGCCGCUGCCUCAUCUGUCGUCCCCUACCUGCCCCGAUUACCUAUUCUUCCUUCCAAGACCCGGACACUGAAGAAACAGGUGGAGAACAAGGAGAAUAUCGAAGGGUCCCUAGAUGCCACAGACAAUUCUGCUUCCAGUUCAGCACCAGGGUUCAUUAGAAGUGCACAGGUCCCCAGUGGGUCCCCAGCACUGCCUCGAAAACAAAGAGACAAGUCACCCAGCAGCCUCUUGGAAGAUGCUAAAGAGACGUGCUUCACCAGGGAUAGGAAGGGAGGCUUCUUCAGCUCCUUCAUGAAAAAGAGAAAUGCUCCCACCCCCCCCAAACGCAGCAGCUCCUUCCGAGAAAUGGAGAAUCAGCCCCACAAGAAAUAUGAACUCACGGGUAACUUCUCAUCUGUUGCUUCUCUACAGCAUGCUGAUGGGUUCUCUUUCACUCCUGCCCAGCAAGAGGCGAAUCUGGUGCCCCCCAAGUGCUAUGGGGGGAGCUUUGCACAGAGGAACCUCUGUAAUGACGACGGUGGCGGGGGUGGGGGCAGUGGCACUGCGGGGGGUGGGUGGUCUGGCAUCACAGGCUUCUUUACACCACGUUUAAUCAAAAAGACACUGGGCUUACGAGCAGGUAAACCCACAGCCAGUGAUGACACUUCCAAGCCUUUUCCAAGGUCAAACUCUACAUCUUCCAUGUCCUCAGGGCUUCCAGAGCAGGAUAGGAUGGCAAUGACCCUUCCCAGGAACUGCCAGAGGUCCAAAAUCCAGCUGGAAAGGACAGUGUCCACCUCUUCUCAGCCAGAAGAGAGUGUGGACAGGGCCAAUGACACACCUCCCAAAAAGUCAGAGGAAGGUACUGCUCCAACCAGGGAGAGACCAAAAGCCAAACUUUUGCCCAGAGGAACCACAGCUCUUCCCCUAAGGACCCCCUCUGGGGAUCCAGCCAUUGCAGAGAAGGACUGUCCAGGGGUGGGGGCAGCUGGAGUGGCAGCUGCCCCAAAGAGCAAGGAGAGGAAUGGUGGGGCACGCCUUGGCAUGGCUGGAGUCCCAGAGGAUGGCGAGCAGACAGGCUGGGCUUCUCCAGCCAAGGUUGCGGCCAUCCUCCCCACCACUCACAACCACAAAGUGCCCGUCCUCAUCUCCCCCACUCUGAAGCACACUCCAGCCGACGUGCAGCUCAUUGGCACAGACUCUCAGGGGAACAAAUUCAAGCUCUUAUCUGAGCAUCAGGUCACAUCCUCUGGAGACAAAGACCGACCCCGACGGGUAAAACCAAAGUGUGCCCCACCCCCACCACCAGUGAUGAGACUACUGCAGCAUCCGUCCGUGUGCUCAGACCCCACGGAAGAGCCGGCGGCCCCGGCUGCCGGGCAGCCCACAUCAGAAACACAGGAAGGAGGGAAAAAGGCAGCUCCAGGGGCAGUGCCCACCAGUGGGAAAGCUGGGAGGCCUGUGGUGCCUCCACCUCAAGUGCCUCUGCCCACAUCUUCCAUCUCGCCAGCCAAAAUGGCCAACGGCACAGCAGGUACUAAAGUGGCUCUGAGGAAAACCAAACAGGCAGCUGAGAAAAUCUCCGCAGACAAAAUCAGCAAAGAGGCCCUGCUGGAAUGUGCUGAUCUGCUGUCCAGUGCCAUCUCAGAACCAGUGCCCAACAGCCAGCUGGUGGACACUGGGCACCAGCUGCUUGACUACUGCUCAGGCUACGUGGACUGCAUCCCUCAAACUCGCAACAAGUUUGCCUUCAGAGAGGCCGUGAGCAAACUGGAACUCAGCCUGCAGGAGCUGCAGGUGUCUUCAGCCACUGCGGGCGUGCCUGGGGCAAAUCCUGUCCUUAAUAACUUACUAUCGUGUGUACAGGAAAUCAGCGAUGUGGUGCAGAGGUAGCCACUGUUAGCCUGCUCCUCCUGGAAGAGGCACGCGUUUCUGAGGGGACGGGAAGGGACUUGUUUUCCUGUGUUCUUGUUUUCAAAAAAUGAAAGACUGAUACUUGAGUGUGUUUAUGUGAAGUACCUCAGCUCUCUGAGAUCUCACGUUUACAGGUUCAUCUCAAAAAUAACAAAAAGCAAAGCUCAUAGGAGAGGGAAAUUGGAGGGGGCUGGGCGGGGGUGGGCAGGAUUGGAAGCUGCACUGGAUUAUCAGGGAAUGUGUGUAUGUGGUGCCAUGAAGAACCAAACCCAGCCGUUCUGACCUGGGUGCCAGGUGGCAGACAGGCUGCCCUUGGCCGUGCCGGGAGACUGCCCGACGGGCCUGGCUGCGGCUCCCGUCUGUCCCGCACAGGGACCUGGCUAGGGCUCCGGGAGGUACUAAUGAUUGUGUUCACCUCACCCAGGGAAGUCAGUGGGACAGAAGAAAGGAAAGCUGGGAAGGUGCUAAGUGAAGUUUCAGCCAAGGCUCUUGGAAGCAGCUAUUAGUCGUGCUUCCCCAAGGUCACUUGCUGCAGCAAGAACCGCAAAUCAAAUUGCUGGAAUGACACAAUCGGGAAAGGUGACCCUGCCUGUUGCUCCUCUCCUGUUUUCCAUUGGUGUGUUAAUUGGAGCUGGAAGUAAAGAAAUCUAGGAAGUACAGUCAGGGAGCUUGAAAGCUCCUAAAAUCUCACAUUGAUCAGCACAAGUCACUUCUCCCAGUCUAGUGUGUGAUUUCCUAACAGACCAGGAUUAUAGGGGUCUCUAGUGGUUCUUCUCUGGCCCCUGCUGGGCAGGCUGUCUUCCUUAUUCCUGGCUCUUUCAGGCAUUAACCAACAUUGAUUUUGAAAUUAGUGGUCAUGGACAGGUUCUCACAGGGAAUCCUUUUCUGAUACAGUGCCCCUGCAUACUGACAUGCUAGUCAAGGACUUGGGGAGUUGUGUAUUUUGUUAUCAACUAAAUAUCCAAGAAAGGGGCUCUUCUUGGAACCCAACAGCCAGGCCCAGAGACCAAUGACUGAGGAGAGGCUGGUUUGGUCCUAGUGGCUGUUUCUCUGUACCUCUCCCUUCAUCACCUUAGACCCAAUCUGGGUAGAAAGUAGAGAGAAGCACACACACACACUCUGGAUUUCAAAUGAAUCACCCUAAAUUAUUCUCACAUGCCUUUCUCCUUUCACAGUCCCCCCUCCCUCCAUCGUUGUGCUUGUUUGUAAAGAUCACAUUGGGAAUAUUCUUUGAUAUUUAUUUUAAUAUCAUAUUUUAAGAGUGUAUAAUUGAAGGAGCAUGUUAUUUCUAGGGAAAACCAAUUAGAUCCUGGAAAUCUAAUGACUUAACCCUCAAAUAUAUUUUGCCUUUGAAAAAUAGGCCUUUUCCUUCCCUACUCAUUACUUAGCUUUCAUUAUUAUGGAAGCUAAUUAGGAUCGAAGGGAGCUGAAUCUAAUCGGUAGAUGUUAUUAAUAUUCUCAUUAUCAGGUCUAAUCCCAGUUACCACUUCAUUCUGUUUUUAAAGCUUUGUGACUCCCUCCCCAAGGAGAACCCAAUACAAAAAAAUAAAUACAUUAUUUUUUUCCUUCCAAAGGAAUAUUAACUUAGGAAGAUAGGAAUUCAGCAUUGGUGAGCAGUGAAUUUUCUUCCUGCCUCUGUCAUCGAUCCACUGUCAAGCCACAGCCCCGUCUCUAAAUCUGUUAAAUGCAGGUAAUGAUACGUGUUCUCAUGGGUGUUUCACAAAUAAGGGCGUAGUUCUCCCUCUGAGAGCCUCCCUACAAAGCUAUUCAGUGCAGUGGUGUUAUCGUGAAUGGUUUUUCAGUCUCUUCUGUGCUCAGUAGCAAGUCAUGAAAUUUAGAGCUGUUGAGAUUACAUUAAUUGGGCUAGAAUACUAAUAGGGAAAAACUAUGUUUUAGACAGAGUUUGACAUCUUUGACCAAGGAGGACAUUUAGUUUUCAUCAGAAAGAAAGGAAACCUUGAUUCUUAUCAUGGCUGCUCCGAAAGGAGGCCCAGGCCCAGGGAAGGGUGUGAAGGGAGGGGCAGUCCUGGGCAUUCCUUGCUGGGGUGGGGGUCUCUGUCUGACACGGAAGAUGCAGCAUAGGCAGCUAGUGAUGUGCUUCGUCUCCUGGCAGCGGUUGGAAGAGAAGCUCGAGUUCCUUUCAGCGUGGAUUUGAAGACCAACAGUCCCGCCCCUAUCUCCUUCCUCGCCACUUCCCUUCAUUAUACACUGCCGUAAACUUGAAAUCGUUUUAGCAAUUAGCCUUUUAAGGGUGGGGCAGGGAAAGCUAAAACUUUAGACUAUUUUAUGCUGCUUUUUAAGUUUAUCCUGUCAUUAUGGGAUGCCAGUUGAGGGAUUAUAAUUGUUUUUCAGGGGAUUUUUAUUUUUUUCUAAGCACGGGAUCUUUCAUCGAGAGCUCUGAGAAUAAGCCUUGGAGGAACACUACUGAGUGUAUUUAAGCUCCAGAUUUCUCACCGAAAUAGUCUUGAGGGUGGGGGCUGUGUCUUACUCAGGGGAGGCACCUGGCUCUAGCUUGCCUACAAUAGGUGCUCAGUAAGUUAAUGAUUGAGUUUUUUCAACACUGUCAAUAGUAAGAUUGACUUUUGCAGCACCCCCAUCCACAUGAUGCUUGAACUGUGGAACUUCAGGAGGUGAGAGCUCAGGGUUAAGGGUUAAAGAGGCACUGUCAACUUACAAAAGUCUAAUAGAGGUUUUUCCUUUUUCUACUUGAAGAGGACCAGAUUUAAAAAAUAACCUUAUGUAAAUUUAAAAGUUUGAAUUCAAAGCAGAGAAAACUGCUUUUUAGAAAUUAAAAAUGUAGUUGAAUUCUAAUCGGUUUAAAAGCAAAGCAGAGAGCAGGGGCAAAAAGACAAAAUGUUGAAAACUUUCUAAAGUUAUACACACACGCACACACACACACCCACACACCCCUUUGGGCUAUGACAGUUUGAAUCCUUUCAUAUACAGAUAAUACAAUUUCAACUUAGAUUUCCUACCUUAAAAUGUAAUAUUUUGUGUAGAAUACAUCUUUAUUGUGCUUUACAUGAAGUAUUUUUUUAAAAGGCUUUGUGUAAAAUUAAAAUGUGUGUAUUUUCUAUUGACUGCCCUCGUAAUUUUCAGAGAUAUAGCCUUAAAAAAAUUGGCCCUAAGAAGUUCUUUCAGUGUUUUUCCAGGUGACCUCUGCCCAUUGAGGUCUUUAUGUGGAGCCACUUGCCCAGCUGCAUUUUGGGUUUUAAAUUAGAAUUUUCUUAUAAUUCAAUUGAAAGUUGACUAAUAAAAUAGUGCCCAGUUAAUAAAAUAUGCUCUGCUAAGGCAUAGCCCAUAUUUAUUUAAGGAGCGUCAUGGAGCUUUUGAGUUGAGGAUAGAGUAUAGUCAGUGAUUAAGAGUUCAGCCUCUAAAGUCAGUCCAGAAGGCAAGUCAUUUAAUCGUCCUGAGCCUUAGUUUCCUCAUUGGAAAACAGGGAUAAUAAUAGUAACUACCUCAGGUUGCCAUAAGGAUUAAAUGAUAAUAUAUGUAAGAUACUUAGCUUCAGUGCCUGGCACAUACUGAGCACUCCAUAAAUGUUAAUGACCACUAUUAUUACUAAAAAACUUAGUCCAGUGACUCUCAGCCAGGAAUGUGCAACAAAAUCCUCUGCAUUUAAAAACAAAAUAAAAUCUGAUGCAUUGAUCAGAAUUCCCAGUGGGGUGAGGGCUGAGCCAGUGUGUUUUAUAAGAACCCUGCCAGGUGUUUCCGACACUUGUCAGCAUCCCGCUUUUUUCCUUAUAGCUUAAGAUUGGAAGAGAAGACAGUUACUCGCUGUGGAUCUCAGCAGUUAAUUAGUGGCAGAGCCAAGGCUACAGUUCACUCUCUUGAUUUUCUGGUUGUGGGUCCCUCCCCACUCCUGCUGCCUUGUGAGACACUGCAGAGAAAGUGGCUCAGCUGGACAAUCAGUCUGCACAGCGCUGCACACCCUAAAGCACACGCUCCUGGCACCCUCUGACCUUAAGGGGCUUGAAUGCCGAGUGAUGGCAAUACUAGCAAAGCAGGCAACCUGUAGACGUCAGUAACUUAAACACUGUGUGGAGUCAUUCUUUGGGACAGAGCUCAGCAGCACCGCGAUCUGCACUUUGUAAUAAGGAAAUACCAACUUAAGUUCUACAACCUCGUCCUACAUUCCUCUUUCCUCAGAAAAUAGCAACAUAAAAUUGUAUUUUGUGCCAUUUUAAUGAUGGAGAUAAUGUAUGUGAAAGCACUUUGAGGAAAAAGUAUCAGGUGUAAUAUAACUAUAAGGUCAGAUUAUUAAUGUCUGUUAAAAGUUAAAGCAGUUGGUUACAAGCUGAUCAACUUAACAGGCUUUUACCUGUGUGGGGCCUGAAAAUGCAGAUAUGUAAGCAGUCACCUCUGUAACUUACGGCAUUUAUAAAUAUGGAACUGCUAAAUGACUGUGUGCAGGUUCAGUAAGUGUUUUACUGAAAUUGUAGCUCAGUGUUGAAUCACUUCAGAAAACUAGGGACCAACUUUCUGGUUUAAUUAUAAUCAUUAAAAAGUAACAAUGGGCACUCACUCCACAACAGAGAAGCUCUUCCAGGCACCUGACUCAAGAAGAAGGGGGCCCUGUUGGUUGUGAGCCUUUGUCCGCUACGCGUCCAGUCAUCUAGCAUCUAAAUGGGGCGGCAGCAGACACAUUGCCUGUUGAUGUUGACAGUGUCUUUUUUAACCUGUGUCCUGCGUGGGGUUUUUGUUGUUGUUGUUUUCCUGCGGGGCAAGGGGUUUGGGGGUGAGAGGAGAUUGGAUGGCUAUAGAACCAGAGCGUUUUAGGAUUUCCUAUCAGUUAUAAAUGAGCUUGACAUUCAUCAUCCAUGUUUAUUUUUUUCUAAGAAGAGUAGCUGAAUAUAAGUCACCUGUUAGAUGAUAAAAUACUCAAGAGUAGACUGCAUUGGUGGCCACUUUGAGUGACAGCUGCACUGUAUUCUGACAUCUCCUAUUCCCUUCCAUGUUUGCUACUGAUGUCAUCACUGCUCUCAGGCUCUGCUCCCACAUUGGGCUGACAGGAUUGUUUUGUUCUUGAUGACUUCUGGGUUUCAGCAUCUUGCUUGCAUUAAUUUGGGAUCCAUCUCUCUGCCCUUAGCCUUUAUGACCAGUCCUCUUUAUGUAGGUGGGUCUCUAGACAGAAGUUUCUAAUGUAUUUGUUAAUAGACUCCAGCUUACUAUAUCUCUGUCAUAGCUUCUGUCAAGCCAGUAGCGCGGUUCUUUUGUAAAUCCCUGAUUCAGUUUGAGAUCUGUGGGAGCAAGAGAGAGAGAGAGAGAAAGGCAGCCCCAAGGGCACCUGACAAUCCAGGGAAGUAGCUGGUCGCCAAGGCCUCCUCACAGAGGAAGGCCUUGGGCUGGUUCUAAAACGUGUCCUACCAUUAACAGGAUAUUUAUAUCCUUGGGGUAGAGUUUCAGUUUUCCAACUCCCAGACUUUAAAAAAAAUCUAAUGUAAGGCUUGCUUUUUCGGGCAGGUCAAUAGUGCCUGGUGUAACAGUUACCAUUACCUGCUCUGUUACCAUGGGCCUCCACUGCCCACCCUGUUCUCCUGUGUCACUGGGGAAGCAUGGGUGAUUUCAGGGCUUCUCAGUAACUGUUUUCGCUCCAGCCUGCCUUUCGUGGAGUUUACUGCAAUGUCCAAAAAGAUGAGCUUCUGUUCUGGUCCUGCUGCCUUUGAUGCCACCCACCUGAGGUAUAUAUUUUAUAUCUUGAGAAAACGUGUAUGCAAGAUGACUCCGUGUCCUAGAUCCAAAGGACAGGAAAUUGGGGAAGGCUUCACCUGUGAUUAUCAGGGUAGGACAAUACCAUGCUGCUCCCCUGGGGAGGAGGCCUGGCAGCUCAUCUUGCUUUUAGCUGACUUGGGAGGUGUGGAGAUGACUCUGAGAGGAUUGUGCCUUCAAGGAUGGGUUUCAUGUGUUCUGCAGAGGAAAAGACUUGUCAUCCCAGUUGAAGUUGCAAGUUGCUGAACUGGUAGAAAUGAACAUGCUGGUUGCAGUGGCUCAGAGCCCUGGUCAGGGAGAGUCCCCAUUUGGAAGUUCUCCCCACACGGGCCACUGCUCUUCUCUCCGUCCUGCUGGUGAGUGGGGGAAGGAUGCUCUAACUGCACCCUUCCCUCCCUCCAGGUCACUCACUCCGUUGCCCCUAUGUACCAUUAUACAUUUGAAAUUGUUUACCUCUCCUAGAAAAAGUGUAUCCUUUAACCUCCUCAUUGCUGAGCAACCUGAACACAGUAGCAAGGCCUUGUUAACUCAACCCGCAGUCACAAGUGGUGUGUGAGCAGAUCUUCAAACCUGCAGACCCUCUUAAAUCGGGUGGGGAACCUUUUUUCUGCCACAGGCCAUUUGGCUAUUUAUAACAUCAUUUGAGGGCCAUACAAAAUGAUCAACUUAAAAAGUAUGUUGCUAUGGAAGAGCUUCUAGAUUUAUUGAAUUUUUAGUCCCGCCUGUGGUUGCCUUGGAAGGGCCAGACCAAAUGGUACGGCCGGCUGUUCCCCACCCCUGCUCUGAGGAAAGGAUGGCUCCUGUAAGUUGAAAGGCUAGACCAAUACUGUCCGUAGACCACACCUUAUACCGCCCUGUGUCUGUUCUUUGUUCAUCGUACUGAAAGCAGCAAGUUUCUGGGUCCUACAUGUCACUCAUACUUCUGAGCUGUACACACAGGGCUUGAGGUCUUAGAGCAUUCUAGUUAGUUUUUUUGGAUAUAGUGGAAAUGAACUGUCAAAUGCUAGCAGACUUAAAGGAAAUACAGUGUCUGGUUGGAGCUUGUUUAGAUUUGCUUCUGAGUCUUAAGAUGGUUUUAAAUCUUGUGUUUAAGCACAGCAGACUUUAGUUGGAGAAUGGGACUUCUGGUUAAUAAAAUAACCGUGUGUCAGGAUAGUUAAUUUCAGCAGUUAUAACAGUAACACAGGUAUGCCAGAUGUCUUCAGGAUUCAGAAGAUAUUGCAGGAGCGGCGUUGCAUCCCAGCCACUAUUCUGUAUGGUUCUGAGUGGCAGCACUGCCCAGAGGCAGAGAUGCUUCUGGUAGAUGAGGCCUGGAUUUUCUCCAUUGACAAGCUAUUUUACACGAUGGCCACUGUUUUUGGAACUCUUUUAUGAGAGAAAUUUUCAGAGAUUUGGAGAAGUCACCUUGAUUAGGCUGAUUGUCCUUCAGAGAAAUUAGUAUUCAGAAGCUGGAAAGGACGAUGAGGUACUCAUAGCUAUUUAGGGCGUAUGCUUGAAAACCCUCACAUCUCAGGUCUGUGUAGAGGGAACAUGCCAUGUCCACGUUAUGUGCGUACCCUGUUGUCGUGCUAAGAAAGGAGGGGUAAGAAAGGGAGUUAAUCCAACCCUGGUUGGUGUGUUUGCCGAGAACAGGCUGCCUGAGCUGUUGGUCUGUGCUCAGAGCCUGUCUCCUGGGGGUACCCCAUACUCUUCCUUCUCUGCAGUUUGAUUCUGUGACUGUCAGUGGAGGAACCCAGUUUUAUGUUCACUUGGCAAAAGUAAUUUUGAAUAUUUUGUGGUGGUUGACAGAAUUUUGUCCUAAAACAUAGGCUUCAGAUUCUUUAAAACUUGUUCAACGUUUAUACCAAAGGUCACGCUCUGCAGGUGCACGUGUGUUGGGUGCACAUGAGGGUGAGGUCUGGAGGGCCUGGCACUGUGCGCGUUGCUAAGGGAACACAGUGAGACAACACGGGAUUUAAUGAAAACACAUCAGUCAUGGGUCACACUGCCGGUGUCGUCAGGUGUUUGCUCUUGUUAUUGUAAUAUAUUUUCAGGUGUUUUGUUUUCUAAUUUAAUUCUCUCGCCCUGUUGUCUGACUGUGAACUGCUAACAGUGUUAAACUUGAUGUAAAUAAAUGAGGCCCUUGAAAGGGGAAUGCUGUCUGCCUGUUGUCUCACAAGGCUUGCCAACUUGUGUUUUAUUUUAAUAAAGGUUGCAAUAUUUUAUUGGCAAA
Molecule: messenger RNA, 11752 nt
Organism: Myotis myotis
Lineage: Eukaryota; Metazoa; Chordata; Mammalia; Chiroptera; Vespertilionidae
Gene: ABL2
Product: ABL proto-oncogene 2, non-receptor tyrosine kinase
Exons: 12
Coding region: 262-3810 (1182 amino acids)
Biological process (GO): regulation of apoptotic process; protein phosphorylation
Molecular function (GO): protein binding; non-membrane spanning protein tyrosine kinase activity; ATP binding
Source: RefSeq, a predicted model, not a curated record